CCACUCUCGGCUCCUCCGUCAGUCAGCUGGGGAGGGCAGCUCUCACUCUGGCUGAUGGUUCCGUGACCUGGCUCUCUCUACUGGAUGAAUUCCCCCGGAAGAUGGAACACGGCGGGCUUCUGGCUGGCUUCAUACUGGUUAUCCUUCUUCCUCAAGCGAGCCCCGACCGCAUAUUUGUCGAGGAGCUGGAAGACAGUGUGUUUUUGAGUUGCAAUACCAGCAUCAAGCGGAUGGAGGGAACAGAGGGAAUACUGUUAGCAAACAAUAAGACACUGAACUUGGGAAAACGCAUCUUGGAUCCACGAGGAAUGUAUUCGUGUGAAACAGAAAGUGAUCCGGCCAAAAAAGUCCCUCAUCUGCAAGUCUAUUAUCGAAUGUGCCAGAACUGUGUGGAGCUGGACUCGGCCACCCUGGCUGGCAUCGUCAUCACUGAUAUCAUUGCCACUCUGCUCCUUGCUUUGGGAGUCUACUGCUUUUCUGGACACGAGACUGGAAGGCUCUCUGGGGCUGCAGACACUCAAGCUCUGUUGAGGAAUGACCAGCUCUAUCAGACCCUCCAAGAUCGGGAUGAUGCUCAGUACAGCCGCAUUGGAGGCAACUGGGCUCGGAACAAGUGAACACGAGAUUGGGGCUUCUGAAGACAUCAUUUAUCAACAUUUUCCUCAUCACUCAGCCAA
Messenger RNA from Lepus europaeus (European hare), 677 nucleotides. RefSeq names its product T-cell surface glycoprotein CD3 delta chain. Lineage: Eukaryota; Metazoa; Chordata; Mammalia; Lagomorpha; Leporidae. The record is from RefSeq and is a predicted model, not a curated record. The transcript has 5 exons. Gene Ontology annotation, molecular function: transmembrane signaling receptor activity. Gene Ontology annotation, biological process: positive thymic T cell selection; cell surface receptor signaling pathway. Gene Ontology annotation, cellular component: external side of plasma membrane; alpha-beta T cell receptor complex; membrane. Bases 102 to 617 code for a protein of 171 amino acids.